Molecule: messenger RNA, 5059 nt
Organism: Sphaeramia orbicularis (orbiculate cardinalfish)
Lineage: Eukaryota; Metazoa; Chordata; Actinopteri; Kurtiformes; Apogonidae
Gene: phf8
Product: PHD finger protein 8
Exons: 22
Coding region: 469-3537 (1022 amino acids)
Source: RefSeq, a predicted model, not a curated record
CAGUGACGACGGACGGUCUGACGCUACAGCCUUUGAAAUGGCGUUGAUGCAUUUAGGUUCACCGAUAUUUGUAGCUAUUGUGCUUGAUUAGGUCGCUUUAGGUUUUAGUGUUCAGGUCCAUUGCGAACAUCUGGACCUAGACUCUACAUCAGUACAUUGCAUAGUUCUUAAACAAAAAAUGUGGUCUAGAAAAUAGAUAAUAAUUAAUGUUGCAUAAUAAGGCCGCAAUUGCCACCGAGCUUGCGUAGGGAUUACAUCGGCUUUUGAACGCUUGGCCCUCCCACUGCUACAUUUCGGUCUUCAAGGGGACUCCAUGUGGACAUGUGCAUCGUGAAAAGACUGUUCAGUUCAUCCUCGAAGUUACUGACUACUUAAUUAUAUAAUCCCUCUGAUUUGUAGUAUCACAGUCUCCUCUGAGUAAAUUUUGACCUGUUCACGUGUGCAAAGCAGUUGAUAGACACUCUCAGUAUGGCAUCUGUUCCAGUCUACUGUCUGUGUCGCCUUCCUUAUGAUGUGACACGUUUCAUGAUUGAGUGUGACAUUUGCCAAGACUGGUUCCAUGGAAGUUGUGUUGGAGUAGAAGAGGAUAAAGCAGCUGAGAUCGACCUGUAUCAUUGCCCUAACUGUCAGGUUACUCAUGGCCCAUCUGUCAUGCGUAAGCGCCGCGGAGGCAACAAGCAAGCAGAUGGAGGUGCUGCUGGAGUACGAGACCCAAGUCGGCCAGUUAAAACAGGCAGCCCUCAGUUUGUGAGGGAGCUACGAACUCGCACCUUUCCAAAUGCGGAUGAGGUUUUACUGAAGCCCUCGGGAGCCCAGCUGACAGUUGAAUUUCUGGAGGAGCAUUCAUUCAGUGUUCCUGUCAUGGUGCUGCGGCGUGAUGGCCUUGGAAUGACCCUGCCCCCGGCAUCAUUCAGUGUCAGUGACAUAGAGCACUAUAUUGGUGCAGACAAAGAGAUUGAUGUGAUUGAUGUAUCUCGCCAGUGUGACUUGAAGAUGCGGUUAGGAGACUUCGUAGAGUAUUACAACAGUCCUAACAGAGACAGAGUUCUCAAUGUCAUCAGUCUGGAGUUCUCUGAGACCAGGCUCUCAAACUUGGUGGAGACUCCAAAGAUUGUCAGAAAACUCUCCUGGGUGGAAAACCUCUGGCCUGAGGAGUCUGUGUUUGAACGCCCUAAUGUGCAGAAGUACUGCCUAAUGGGUGUAAAGGAUAGCUACACAGACUUUCACAUUGAUUUUGGAGGUACCUCAGUAUGGUACCAUGUUCUGAGGGGCGAAAAAAUCUUCUAUCUGAUUUCCCCUACCCCAGCCAACCUGGCACUGUUUGAAAGAUGGAGUUCUUCAUCAAACCAGAAUGAAAUGUUCUUUGGAGAUCAGGUUGAUAUGUGUUACAAGUGCUCUGUCAAACAAGGAAACACCUUGUUUAUACCAACAGGGUGGAUUCACGCUGUAUUGACUCCAGUGGACUGCCUGGCCUUUGGAGGAAACUUCUUACACAGUCUCAACAUUGAUAUGCAGCUACGGGCAUAUGAAAUAGAGAAGAGGUUAAGCACAGCAGACUUAUUCAAAUUUCCCAAUUUUGAGACUGUGUGCUGGUAUGUGGGGAAACACCUUCUUGAUACCUUCAGAGGUUUGAGAGAAAACCGCAGACACCCAGCCUCUUACCUGGUUCAUGGGGCUAAAGCGUUGAACAAUGCCUUCCGCAGCUGGACCCGCAAAGAGGCUUUAGCAGAGCAUGAGGUGGAGAUUCCAGAGACCAUCAAUACUCAGACACUAGUGAAGGACCUGGCCAAGGAGAUUCGCCUCGUUGAGGACAUCUUCCAGCAAAACAUUGGUCGAACUGGACAACAGUAUCCUGGUUCACCGCUCUCCAAAGCACCGCUCACCACUGCUCAGAAUUCAGGACGUCCCCCAGGAAAAAAGAAAGGUCCAAAGCCCAAGGAGGUGUUAGGGGGUCUUGCGCUUCCUGGAACCAAGAAAAAGAAUCAGAAGGGGGUUCUUAAGGCAGAAGCAGGAGAGCUUGAUCUUCUCGAGAUUCACACCAAACAUACUCUAAAGAAAUUUCAACCUGGCAAAUCUAAAAACAAAAACAAGUUAGAACUUCCGUUAGAAGAGUUUGAAGGGAAGCUUAAUAAAAGCAAACUCAAACUUGUGUUGACAAAUGGAAAAAUUCAGGGGAAGAAAGAUGGCAGCAGUAAUGGUGCAGGGAGUGCAGGUAGCUACAAACAUCUUGCUAUGGAGGGAUCCAGUCUGUCUGACUUUGAGUCUGAGGAUGAGCUACAGAUUGAUGAGACCCCCCCUCCAAGACGAAAACCUGCAGGGUCUGGCAAGAAAAAGAAACUGAGUGGUCUUCCCCGGAAACUGCCUAGAGCCAAACCCUGCUCCGACCCCAAUCGCAUCAGGGAGCCAGGAGAGGUUGACUUUGACAUUGAGGAGGAUUACACCACAGAUGAAGAGGCCCUGGCCGCCCACGGAGUAAAGGGUGGUGCAGGUGGCAUUCUUGACUUAUUGAAGGCCAGCAAACAAGUGGCAGGCUUGGACUCGGCACUCAGCGAGGAAGCCCCAGCCUCUCCCAGUACCCGUGAUGCCAUUCAGGGUAUGCUUUCAAUGGCCAAUCCCCCUUCGUCAUCUUCGUCUUCUUCCUCCUCAUCUCCUUUAUCUAUCUCUGGGGGCCUGACAGAGGGUUUGGGCGUGGUCAAGGAAAAGGGAGGCAGGGCUGUGUGGGUAACUGGAGGAGUUAAAAAGACAGGAACUCCUGAAAAAAAACCUGUCAUUCAGCGACCUGGAAAACGACCAAUUAAACGACCAGCUCGUCAUCUUAGUGAUGAAGAGAGUCCAGAUGAACAGGAAACUCUGGGAACCUGUUUUAAAGAUUCAGACUAUGUUUACCCAUCCUUGGAGUCUGAUGAGGAGGAUCAUGCUACCAAGGCUAAAAUGAAAAAGAAGAAGAACUGGGACGAUACACCUUGGAGCCCAAAAGCCAGGGUGAUGCCCACACUUCCAAAGCAGGAUCGACCAGCUAGGGAAGGAGCAAGAGUUGCAUCUGUAGAAACUGGUCUUGCUGCGGCAGCUGCCAAGUUGGCACAACAAGAGCAGCAAAAACCUGCGAAAAGAAAAUACACAAAAAAGCAGCGUCCACCUGCUCCUGUGGCAUCUCCUCCCCCUGUUCAGACUGAGCCAUCCCCACCCUCCCCACCACCUGCUACAGAUUCUGCAGCAGAUUUCAGCCCAGACAGGAGAAUGGACUAUUACUCUGCCAGUCUGCUGGACCACGAAUACACAGCUGGACCGGGACCUUUUGGCCCUGGAGGCCCCAGAGGCAGUGGGGCUAUGGCUCCUGGUGUAUUUCUCACUUCACGUCGACCCUCCCUUUCUCCGCAGAACAGCAGCUCUCAUUCUGGUGUAUCACCUGCAGGGUUAGCCAGCCAAGGUGCAACAGGAGUUGGUCAAGGGAAACGUCCAAAGAAAGGACUUGCAACUGCAAAACAGAGACUUGGAAAAAUUCUGAAAAUUCACCGCAACGGCAAGCUUCUUUUGUGAGGGAUGUUGGAAAGGUGGCAUUUAAGGCAUUUAAGAGGAAAUGAAGAUGAGGCUUUUGUUUUUGUAGGUCUGAAGGAGAUAGAAAUAGUCAUCUAUAUUUUGUACUGAUAAAGUUGUUUACUGUUUUCACCUGUUAUUGCAUCGUGCUAUGUCUUGCCUAUUCUAAUAAUCCUUUUCAGCUAAUUAGCAAUCUGUUUGUCACUCCACUUACUUAUAGCUGCAUAUAGAGAAGCUUUUAUCACAUCAAUAAAUUCCAUAAAAUGUGCUAGAUCAAUACACCACUGACAAAAAAAAGCACAUUCUAAUUGGCACAGGGAAUGCAAAAUUGUUGAAGGCAUUUUAAAAUGACAGCUGGACACUGAAACUAAACUGGCCAGACUCAUUUGUAUAAUGAAUCGACAUUGUCUAAUAGCUUCUUUUAUUUUGAUAUUUCUAGUGACUUUAUGCAGAGAUGUCAUACUGUGCAUCAUCAAUUUUUAAAGGGAUAUAAACACUUUUUUUAGUCGGGGGAAACAAUGUCUGUACAGCCCUUUAUCCCACUACACGCACACAGUUGGAGUGUCGUCCUUUUUUUAUCUCAAUUUACCUCAUGAGCCUUGUGGUUGAUGAUCACAAGAAACUAAUCUUUGGACACAAACAGCAAAAAUCCAGUGUAUGCACAUGUUUAGCACCCAGUGUGCCACAUGUACUUUGUUUUUGAGGAAUUUGUUGCUCAUGUUUGUAUCUUUAAUUUUCUACUUAAACUGUAGCGCAACACAUGAAACAGAGUGCUAAAAUGAUGCCAAGAAUAACAUGCAAUUUCUAUUUAUUCUGAUCAUAUUUAUUACCAAGGCAUAUGACAUGUUUAAAUCACCUCAUCUGUUAACAUUGUAGGUUCUUCUCAGUCCCCAAUUUAUUAUUUUAUGACCAGUGUAGACUUGUACACAAAUGUAUCCAUUGAUUUGUGAACUUUUGCAACUUUUGUUCAUUGUACAUAUUUGUAAUAUUUGUAAAAUAUAUAUAGCUACAUUGGCGGAAAGAUAUUAUGAGGAAAAACUAAUUUCCUGCAGAUUGCUACGUGGGCCCUGACUAUUGGCAGAGCUCUUGGGCCAGACCUAGAGUUGUGCUUUCUUUCCACAGAAUGUACUAGUGAUAAUAUGUUGACAGAAAUGUAGAUUUAACUGUGUGACCAUUGUGGAGAUGCAGGAUUUUAACUGAUAUGUAAAUAUAUGUUGUAAUUUAAGUUCUUUUAUAGUUCAAAAACUUUCGUAACAUAACUUGUACAUGAUACAUUGCUGUAUUUGGAAAAUAUCUGAACUAGCUCUUUUUUUUACAUUUGUACACAGUAAUUGUCAUGCCUAGUUUGUCAUAUUGUCUUGUUUGUGUAAUAUUGGAAGCGUGCUGGAAAUAUGCCCUUGUUUAAUUUCAUCCAUUUAGCUGUGUAAUGGUUAUUGUUGAUAUUCACUUUUGUGUUGGUGUACUAUGUUAUAACAUGAUGUGUUUAAAUACGACCUCAAACACAUAAAAUGUACCGUGGGCAACA